Aspergillus nidulans FGSC A4 is the source of this 3084-nucleotide messenger RNA. RefSeq names its product putative PAB1 binding protein (Pbp1). Lineage: Eukaryota; Fungi; Ascomycota; Eurotiomycetes; Eurotiales; Aspergillaceae. The transcript has 5 exons. The record is from RefSeq and is a predicted model, not a curated record. The coding region runs from base 1 to 3084 and encodes 1027 amino acids. Gene Ontology annotation, molecular function: RNA binding. Gene Ontology annotation, cellular component: cytoplasm.
AUGGCUUCUUCCACUGUCAACUCCGCCCCUGUUGCCAAUAACCACUCCGGCAAUGCAUCGGUGCAAAAUUCAAACUCUCGACCUACUUUGAGGACUAGCACAAAUAAGUCGUCAGAUGGCGGCAGACGACAGACUGGUAGCCCAGCGGAUGGCGGGCAGAGGCGCAGCAAUUCUCAGAAGGCUUGGACUCAAGGGACGAAUCCGAUUACCCAACGCCCGUCCUUUCCCCAGCAAAACGGCAACAUGCCCCAGAAGACGUCGUCUCCUACGUCCACGAAGGAAUCGAACACCGCAGAUAAUCAUGCCCAUGACCGACUUGUGUUCCUAUUUACUACCUUUAUUGGACUCAGUACUACUGUCACCACGAAGAACGGUGACCAAUUCACUGGCAUACUCUCCUCAUCCACUCUUGAACCCAACGAGUCUUCCGUGACUCUCAAGAUGACGCAUCGACAUUUGAAACAGGAACAGCAGCGAGCUAAUGGGGUGAGCGACGUCGCUACCACUUUGGAACACUCCAGCCAUAGAUUAGGUCCUAAUCUUCUCACUCCAGGAACUACCACUGGUUUCAGGACCGAUGCUGAUAUCUCCGGAAAUCUUGCCAUACGCGAACGGGCGCUGAAACGCUGGGAACCUGGGGCAGAUGCAAGCACCGAUUUGUCUCUCGAAAGUACCUCAACGGCCUUAAAACAAUGGGACCAAUUUGAAACAAAUGCACGACUUUUCGGUGCUACUAGCAGCUAUGACGAGGAUAUGUAUACUACCCGUAUCGACCGCUCGGACCCGACCUAUAAGCGAAAGGAAGCUGAAGCCGCUCGCAUUGCCCGUGAAAUCGAGAACAGUGACACAGACAAUGCGCACGUGAGAGAGGAGCGAGGACUUCAAGCACCGGAUGCCGGGGACGAGGAAGACAAAUACAGUGGUGUGCGCCGUGACGAAAAGAACUUUCCCCCAUUGGCUUCUGGGCAGCCGAACAAAUACACUCCGCCUGCUCUCAGGAACUUCAGCAAUCAGCUUGCUGCCACUGCUCCACCACAAACGGGCUCCGUCAAGCGGGCGAUUAGCACAAAAGAAACCAGCCCCACAACACUGCCAGCAAAGGAGCCUGCUUUAUCGCAGCCACCUGCAGCACCCGCGGUCACUGCCGCUCCCGCUUCCGAAUCAGAACGAAAGGUCGCCCCUCCCAAAGCAUCUUCCACAACUCCUGCUGCCACCAAGGGUGUGUCUCCCGGGAACAACUAUGAGAAUGAAGUAGUGGAUCGUUUCCGUAUCUUUGCAAACAACGAGCGAAUCAAGCUGGAUCAACGACGUCGUAACCAAGCAGCUGUAGACCGGUCAACCAAGCUCAACGAUUUGAUGAAGUUCUCCCAGAAUUUCAAGCUUGCUACUCCAGUCCCGAAAGACCUUGUCCCCAUCCUCGCCAAAGAUCCGCGCAAGCAGGAAGCGAUCAUUCAACGGGCUCAGCAGAAUGCUGCUGAGGAGAAAAAGCCGCCCAAGGAUACUACGGCCACUCCUGUCGAACAGAAAAAGACCGCAGAUCAGGCCCAGUUACCUGUCCGCCAGGAAGGCGGCGCAACGGCUGCUCAACCGUCUCAGACAGACCGCCCUGCUUAUCCUCGUGGCCGUCAAGGAUAUCCACCAACGGGUCCCCAAGGUGGCCCUGCAGGACGAGCUCCGCACCAACCUCUAUAUUCGGGUCGCCAAACGACAGGAAUGCUCGGUCAUCGCCUUGCCGACAACCUCCAGCAGCGAAAAGGAGCAGCUGCCGGGCCAGUACCAACCCCGCUGCCAAUCCAAGAUGCCCGUGCUGCGCCGUCUACCGAUCAGUCAAAUGUGUCUAGCCCAACCAAAGUCCUCACACCGACAUCAUCUAUCUCAACUAAGUUCAACGUCAAGGCUAUGGAAUUUAAGCCUAACCCAACGGCCAGUACAUUUACACCGGGCGCAUCGGCAAUGCCAAUGUUUGUCAAGCCUGACCCGCGAACCAAAAGUCCCUCCAAUUUCUUCGGCACGCACAAGCCACGACCCAUCUCCGAGCGCCCUUCGCUUAAGGAUCAAUUCAAUCCUAUCAAGCGUAUGAAAAAAGAGAGUGCAGAGCAGACUGAUCGGGACUAUAGUUCGAACGGCGGGAUUCCCUUUGCUUACAGCACCCUACCUACGUGGAAUAUUGCGACUAAUGGAGACGAAGAGAAGAGCUAUGUGCAGAUGUUCAAAUCGUCUCACACUUCCCCGCAGAGUCGGUCUGCCUCUAAUCCACAGAUACCUCACCAACCCCACUUACCCUACCAGUUCCAGCAGGCACCUACCAUGCCACCUACCUCCGGCCCUCCCCAUGGACCUCACCUUCAUCCUCAACAGCAUCAUGGAUCUGGCCCUCCGCAUUUUGAUGACCCCCACCGUAUGCAAAUGUCUGCCUCGCAAUCGCAGAUGUUUCCAUCCCCCAGGCUUCAACAUGGAUACCCGUCACCGAUGGCACCUCAUGCACAACUUGCGUAUGGCCAACAGCCUAUGCCUCAAUUUUUCGUCAAUCAAGGCGCACCGCAGCCCGCCCACAUGAGACACUACCAAGGCGCUCCUCCAUUCGUCAAUCCGCAGGGUGCCAUGGCAGCGCCUAUCAUGGUCCAGCAGCCGUCUGGAGGGCCUUACAUGGGGGUUCCCCAGGCUCCAUUCACGCCUCAGAUGCAAAUGUAUUCUCCAAGCCCAGCUCAUGCCUAUCCUCAUGUGCCACCGCCUCAACCCCAUGGCGGCUACCCCAGUCCCAGCCGCGGCGCCCCUAUGAUGAUGCAUCAGAACUCGCAACCCGGCCAAGCUCCCCAACACGUUAUGUAUAUGCCGCCCGGCCAGCACCAGCAGCCAGUGUAUGCUGGGCAACAGCCAGGUCAUUUGCCACCUGGUCGAGGGAACUACCCUCAGCAACAACCCCACUUCCAGUCUAGCCCUCACCAGGCACACCACUACCCACCUCAUCAGCAUCGCACGCCAAGUAGCGGCUUCAAUCAGCUACCUCAAAUGCCCCCUCCAAUGGCUGCUCAGCCUCCGGCUUCCGCUGCUCAGGCCCAGGAGACUCCGGAGGAAUCUAAAUGA